UGACAUGUGACCAGGUGAAACUAAUUAUAUAAGUAGCAUGUUUAGGGUGGUGGUGGCUAUAGUAUUUGGGCAAAGUGUAGAUUUUAUGUUAGUAGUGGGGCCUCCUUUUGGUAAUCUUCUUUUGAGAUAUGUCAUGGGCAAUGAAGGGGCUCCAUCUAAUUUUCAUUGCUUUGGUUCUUUGGAGAGAUACAAGUGGAUUCGGAGUGUGGAAUACAACCUCUGUUGUUGAUUGGCAAGCUGGACGUUCUAAUGCAACAUGGAACCAAAAUUUUCACUUCGCUACGCCUGUUCAAGCUUUGGAGCUACUGUCCAGAAAAAGUGCAAAUGGAAAUGUUGACGGAGGAAAUUCUAGUAGUUUCAGUUAUACUUCAGAAGUCCAAACUGCUCAACAGGAUUCUAGUUUUGUUCAGUCUUCUGGUGGUGCUGCUCAAGGUAAACCUGUACUAAAUGCUCAAGGUCAAGCAACUCCCAUGGUUCAACCGCAGGACAACUUGAUGAUGACUCAGUCCUCAAGGCUCUAUUGGUUUGAAUCUCUCAAGCCUGAAAACUGUGGCACUUUGCUCUCUCAAUCUUGGCCUCAAAAAGGUCAGAAUAACGGUGGAUUCCAAAGACCUUCCAGGUUCCAGUUUGGAGGCACUGCAAACCAGACAUCUGGAUCCCAGACCCAGUCGUCAUACCAGCCUAGCACCACAACACAGGUUCAGACAGGCGAGUCUAUUGCCCAGCCUGAGUCUUUCGGAGCUUCAGCUUCAUAUCCAAGUCAAACCUCUGGCAUGUACUCUGUUGUACAGGGUCCUCUGAUUGCAUCCUCUUCCCAAAUGCCUGGGUUCCACAUCCAGUCAUCAUACCAGCCUGGCACCACAACACAGGUUCAGACAGGCCAGUCUGCGUCUACAUCUCAGGCUCAGUCCUCUGGUGCGUCAACGUUGUAUCAAGGGAUUAGCUCUGGCAGGUAUCUGACUUCACUGGGUCAUAUAAUUCCAUCCUCCUCCCAGUCUGUGGUCACUACAAACCAGACAUCUGGAUCCCAGACCCAGUCAUCAUACCAGCCUGGCACCACAACACUGCUUCAGACAGGCCAGUCUGCUUCUACAUCUCAGGCUCUUGGCAGCCAUGGAGCUACACCUUCAGGACAUGCUAAAUGGUACACCAUUGUACAAGGUCAGACAAUUCCAUCUUCUCAAGCGUCUGGAUCCCAGACCCAGUCAUCAUACCAGCCUAGCACUACAACGCUCCUUCAGACAGGCCAGCCUGUUCUUCCUCAGAGUCAGCCUUCGGGAGCUUCUGCUUCAUAUCCAAGUCAAACCUCUGGCGUGUACAAUAUUGCACAGCGUCCAUUGACUGCAACCCUUUCCGAAAUACCUGGGUUCCACAUCCAGUCAUCAUACCAGCCUGGCACUACAACACUGCUUCAGACAGGCCAGUCUGCGUCUACAUCUCAGGCUCAGUCCUCUGGUGCAUCAACAUUGUAUCAAGGAAUUAGGAGGAAUGUGACUUCUCUGGGUCAUGGCUUUCCAUACUCAACCCAGUCUGUGGUGACUGCAAACCAGACAUCUGGAUCCCAGACCCAGUCAUCAUACCAGCCUGGCACUACAACACUGCUUCAGACAGGCCAGUCUGCUCCUACAUCUCAGGCUCAGUCCUCUGGUGCGUCAACGUUGUAUCAAGGGAUUAGCUCUGGCAGGUAUCUGACUUCACUGGGUCAUAUAAUUCCAUCCUCCUCCCAGUCUGUGGUCACUACAAACCAGACAUCUGGAUCCCAGACCCAGUCAUCAUACCAGCCUGGCACCACAACACUGCUUCAGACAGGCCAGUCUGCUCCUACAUCUCAGGCUCAGUCCUCUGGUGCAUCAACAUUGUAUCAAGGAAUUAGGAGGAAUGUGACUUCUCUGGUUCAUGGCUUUCCAUACUCAACCCAGUCUGUGGUGACCGCAAACCAGACAUCUGGAUCCCAGACCCAGUCAUCAUACCAGCCUAGCACUACAACACUCCUUCAGACAGGCAGGCCUGUUCUUCCUCAGAGUCAGCCUUCGGGAGCUUCUGCUUCAUAUCCAAGUCAAACCUCUGGCGUGUACAAUAUUGCACAGCGUCCAUUGACAGCAACCCUUUCCGAAAUACCUGGGUUCCACAUCCAGUCAUCAUACCAGCCGGGCACUACAACACUGCUUCAGACAGGCCAGUCUGCGUCUACAUCUCAGGCUCAGUCCUCUGGUGCAUCAACAUUGUAUCAAGGAAUUAGGAGGAAUGUGACUUCUCUGGGUCAUGGCUUUCCAUACUCAACCCAGUCUGUGGUGACUGCAAACCAGACAUCUGGAUCCCAGACCCAGUCAUCAUACCAGCCUGGCACCACAACACUGCUUCAGACAGGCCAGUCUGCUUCUACAUCCCAGGCUCUUGGCAGCCAUGGAGCUGCACCUUCAGGACAUGCUAAAUGGUACACCAUUGUACAAGGUCAGACAAUUCCAUCUUCUCAAGCGUCUGGAUCCCAGACCCAGUCAUCAUACCAGCCUAGCACUACAACACUGCUUCAGACAGGCCAGCCUGUUCUUCCUCAGAGUCAGCCUUCGGGAGCUUCUGCUCCAUAUCCAAGUCAAACCUCUGGCGUGUACAAUAUUGCACAGCGUCCAUUGACUGCAACCCUUUCCGAAAUACCUGGGUUCCACAUCCAGUCAUCAUACCAGCCUGGCACUACAACACUGCUUCAGACAGGCCAGUCUGCGUCUACAUCUCAGGCUCAGUCCUCUGGUGCAUCAACAUUGUAUCAAGGAAUUAGGAGGAAUGUGACUUCUCUGGGUCAUGGCUUUCCAUACUCAACCCAGUCUGUGGUGACUGCAAACCAGACAUCUGGAUCCCAGACCCAGUCAUCAUACCAGCCUGGCACUACAACACUGCUUCAGACAGGCCAGUCUGCUCCUACAUCUCAGGCUCAGUCCUCUGGUGCAUCAACAUUGUAUCAAGGAAUUAGGAGGAAUGUGACUUCUCUGGGUCAUGGCUUUCCAUACUCAACCCAGUCUGUGGUGACUGCAAACCAGACAUCUGGAUCCCAGACCCAGUCAUCAUACCAGCCUGGCACCACAACACUGCUUCAGACAGGCCAGUCUGCUUCUACAUCUCAGGCUCUUGGCAGCCAUGGAGCUGCACCUUCAGGACAUGCUAAAUGGUACACCAUUGUACAAGGUCAGACAAUUCCAUCUUCUCAAGCGUCUGGAUCCCAGACCCAGUCAUCAUACCAGCCUAGCACUACAACACUGCUUCAGACAGGCCAGCCUGUUCUUCCUCAGAGUCAGCCUUCGGGAGCUUCUGCUCCAUAUCCAAGUCAAACCUCUGGCGUGUACAAUAUUGCACAGCGUCCAUUGACUGCAACCCUUUCCGAAAUACCUGGGUUCCACAUCCAGUCAUCAUACCAGCCUGGCACUACAACACUGCUUCAGACAGGCCAGUCUGCGUCUACAUCUCAGGCUCAGUCCUCUGGCGCAUCAACAUUGUAUCAAGGAAUUAGGAGGAAUGUGACUUCUCUGGGUCAUGGCUUUCCAUACUCAACCCAGUCUGUGGUGACUGCAAACCAGACAUCUGGAUCCCAGACCCAGUCAUCAUACCAGCCUGGCACCACAACACUGCUUCAGACAGGCCUGUCUGCUUCUACAUCUCAGGCUCAGUCCUCUGGUGCCUCAACAUUCUAUCAAGGGAUUAGCUCUGGCAGGUAUCUGACUUCACUGGGUCAGAGCAUUCCAUCCUCCUCCCACUCUGUGGUCACUACAAACAAAAUCUCUGGAUUGCAGGACCAGUCAUUUCAGCCUGACACCACAACAAAUGCUUUGGUGGGUCAGUCUGCUUCUACAUCUUUGGCUCACGGCAACUUUCAGGCUCCAAAUUGGCAUACGAUAACUCCUCCUAGAUUCCAUAAUUUGCUACGGAACGUGUCGGUUUCUCAAUCUCUGAGCUCUGAUCCCCAAACAAGAACAAUCAACAAUAUUUUGCCGUUUCUGAACCAAAGUGCUGGGACUUCUGCCAUGUCUCAGAAUAAUGUACAGACCCCAGCAUUUCACACAUCUACACACUUCUCACCUGUCCCACAAACUGUUGCCACUCCCCCAGUCUCUCUACCCAAGCCUUGCCGACAAACACAAUGCUCAAUGGUGGAGAGUGCAAUUGCCUCUAUAGCAUCCAGCCAAACCUCUCCUCGUGUUGCCACAUCAUCUCAAGGCACAGGCUCUUUUGCUGCUGUACCCAUUCCAGGUACCUCACAGAAUUUUGCAGGCAUUGAUUUCCAGGGUACAUUGCCAGUACAUGACCAGUACAGCUCGGUGUGUAACUUUCCAUUUGGUUUCUGCAAUUCUCCUCAAGGAGCUGCAAACAACAAAUUUGUUCGAAGCCAGAGUGUACAGACACACAACCUGUGAACCAAGAAUUCAUGGGACACUUUCUGGAAUCAGUGCCUCAUCAGCAUUCUGUGUUCCACAAAGCUUUUCCAAUACACCUGAAAUUGUGAGCUCAGCCACUUACAGCUCCCCCCCCCCCCCCCCCCCCCCCCCCCAUUUCACAACACCAGGCCCUCCUGACAAUCUCAACUGUAAGAUUAACUACUGAGUGCUUUGAUCGCUGACUGAAUAUAUGCUCAUUUGUGGUGCUUUUUAUUGUUUGCCUGAAUUUUUGUUGCAAUAAAAGGAGAAUGCACA
Molecule: messenger RNA, 4676 nt
Organism: Ictalurus punctatus (channel catfish)
Lineage: Eukaryota; Metazoa; Chordata; Actinopteri; Siluriformes; Ictaluridae
Product: mucin-5AC
Exons: 3
Coding region: 129-4400 (1423 amino acids)
Source: RefSeq, a predicted model, not a curated record